AUGCCCCGAAGCGCUGUCACCGCCACACCACGGGCAAGACGAGCAGGUGGAGGCUCUGGCUCGUCCCCGACACAACGUCCCUCUCGCCGCAGCGGCAAGGCCGACACACACGCCUCCGUGCCAGAUGCUGUCUUCCAAGUGGAGACACUGCUGGAAGAGGCCCCUCACGCCGGCCGUGAGGCGGAAUACGAGUCCGUCGUCGCCUUCGUCUCGCGGCGGCUGUCACACGAGACAAACACCUCCCUGUUUGUGUGCGGCGGCUGCGGUUGCGGCAAGACUUCGACCGUGAAACGUGCUCUGCGGGCCAUUUCGGCGCGUGUGCUGCCGUGCGAUGCUAAAGCACGCAGUCUCAUCAAGCGUAGCACCCUCGAAGAGUGCGGCUGGCAAACUUGCGUAGAGGACGGUGAUGACGCAGCAUCUGUCACGGCCGAUGCAACUUGCAGGACUCGAAAAGCACUUCUAACCACGCCCACCAGUACACCACGCUCCUCUCGGCAGCUGUCGGCCGAGGAAGGCAGAAGCCCCAGUGACGCGAACGGGCUCACACCAUCGUCCUCGGCCUCCCUGGCUGCUGCGCUGUCGCACACCACGUCGCCAGACACGUCUCGCACCUCCGCAUCGUCAUUGGCUGCGGCCACUGCGACCAGGAGUGCUCGCCUCGCUUUGCACUCACCCGAAUCGAGUCGGCCAAGCGACUCCAGUGUCAACUCCACUGCCACCCUUUUGGAAGCUGCCAGUCCGGCGUGCGGUGUCAAGCGCGGUCGCGCGGCGGAUGAGUGGGAAGAGAACAGCAUUCGUUCAGCCGAACUAGACAGGCAGGCCACAGCAGUCCUCACGCGGGGUGAAGGUGCGUGGCGGCAGGCACAGGGACUGGAGCAAGAGGUGCCACCACGACACCAGCCAGAGCCGUACAGUCUUGCCUACUUCAGUAUGCGGUACCCCGAGCUGUUCUCGAGUGACGGUACUCUUGCGACAGCAUCAUCCUCUUCGCCGGCCACUUCGCAGUUCCGUCAGAUUUUUGGCCACUACGUCAACUGCGCCGACGUCAGCGGUCCGCUCUUGGUAGAGGCGGUGUGCGACAGCAUCCGGGCAACCUGCAGCCGCACUGACGGCGCCACACAGCUGCUGCUCCAGUGGCUUGCGUCCAUCGGCAAGGCUACGUCCAGUCGGGCCCAGGCUAUCGGUGGUGCAGCUGCUGAGUCACACGCCGCUUCUACCUCUGCAGCCUCGAAGCGGCGUGCGAGCCCGCCGGCGCUGCACGUCGUUGCGCUCGACGAGGUGGAGUACCUGCGCGGCGGCGGUGCCAAAAUGCUCACCCUCCUCGCGGCGCUUGCCUUCCACCACCCCGCGCAACUUGCCCUGAUCUUCAUAUCAAACCAGCGCGCCUUUGUGCACGUGCCGCAGUUGAUGCUGGAGCUGUUGCUGUUCCAACCCUACAGCGAGGCCCAGCUGCGGGAGAUCGGCGCCAGUGCGACGAAUGCCGAGCUGCAGCGAUGUGAGCAGCUCGUCGGCGCAAAGGUGCGCAAGACCGCGGCACGUUCGUCCGCCGCGGGCCACAAGCGGCUGCGCGCCUCCGAUGUGGACAUUAAACCGCGCCUGUACGAUUACAUCGCACGCAAAGCCCUCCUCGAGUUUUCUGGCGAUGUCCGGCAGGUCAUCGCCAUGUGCCACCGUGUGGUCUCGGUUGCCUGGCGGGAAGUGGCUGAGGCGAAGCUCGAGGCUGCUGCUGCGGGUGCUGCGACGGCGGCGACGUCUACACCCCCGGCGAUGGCGCGCAGCGACAGCAGCAGCACCGCAGUAGUAAGAAAUACGUCAGUUGCCGACUUUUCCUCGAAGCUGGAGGCUGCCGUUGAGGCGUACAGGGUGGACAAGUGUGCAGCCGCAACAACGCAAGUGUCUACAACAUUCUCAGGUACCUCGCAGUCUUCUUCAGACGCUGCUGGCAUAAAGGACACCUCCUCGACGCGGCCCAGCGGGGCCGCGGCUGCAUCUUGUGCAUCGCUCACCGCUGCAGCACAGCUUGCCCCAGUUCCCUCCUCGUGGACGCCGUCCUCCGGUGUCAUGACGCUGGCCAAGAGCGUCCGUGUCCUACAGAGCAACCAGGUUGAGAGCGACAUCGACAAACACGUCGGCACCCUGCCGGAGCAGACUCUCUACGUCCUCAGUUGCAUCGUCGUUCUCACUUUGCGCAAGCAGGAGGAGCGUACCUAUGCGUCAACGAGUGUCGGUGGCCGCAUCGGCACAACUCGCACGCCGGGAGCGGGUCGCACCGCGGCGCAGCGCGCGGCGCCAACGCUGUCGCUGAAGAUGCACGAGGUGCACCAGUUGUACACUCGACUCAUGGCGAAGCUGCACUUCCCCGCAAUGCGGGCCGACGGCUUUCCUGUGCAGGUGGAGUGCCUCGCCGACUUUGGCGUGCUGACGCGGCCGCAGUUGCGCGGCACCGAUCGCGUCUUCUCGCUCAACGGGACGUGGACAUUGCCGGCGAUGCAAGCAGCACUUGUGAAGCGUGGCGAAGCGAUCAAGCAGGAUCGCACGACGGCUGGCGCUGGAGCGAUGAUGGAGAACCGUUUCGAAGAGGUGUUGCGCGAGCUGGCAAACCUAGUCAAAUAG
Messenger RNA from Leishmania major strain Friedlin, 2613 nucleotides. RefSeq lists its product as hypothetical. Lineage: Eukaryota; Euglenozoa; Kinetoplastea; Trypanosomatida; Trypanosomatidae. The transcript has a single exon. Gene Ontology annotation, biological process: mitotic DNA replication checkpoint signaling. Bases 1 to 2613 code for a protein of 870 amino acids. Gene Ontology annotation, molecular function: DNA replication origin binding. Gene Ontology annotation, cellular component: nucleus. The record is from RefSeq and is a predicted model, not a curated record.